GGCUCAGUGAGCUGACUGAGGGAGCCACUGCUGACCCCCACCAUGGACAGCAGGGCACGGGGUGCCUGCAGCCUCUGCUUUCUGAGCUCAUUACCAAUUGUCUUGGGCCACGUGCACCCAGAGUGUGACUUCAUCACCCAGUUGAGGGAGGAUGAGAGUGCGUGUCUGCCGGCAGCAGAGGGGGUACCCAACGCCACCCUGGGUACGGGGCUGCCCAGGACCUGGGAUGGGCUGCUGUGCUGGCCGAUGGCAGACUCUGGUGAGGGGGUGACUCUCCCCUGCCCGGAUUUCUUCUCUCACUUCAGCUCAGAGCCAGGGGCUGUGCAGCGGGAUUGCACGAUCGCAGGCUGGUCUGAGCCCUUCCCACCUUACUCUGUGGCCUGCCCUGUGCCCUUGGAACUGCUGACCGAGGAGCAAUCCUACUUCUCCACGGUGAAGACCAUCUACACCCUGGGCCAUAGCGUCUCUGUCGUGGCCCUGCUGGUGGCCAUCGCCAUCCUGGUCGCUCUCAGGAGGCUCCACUGCCCCCGGAACUACAUCCACACCCAGCUGUUUACCACCUUUAUCCUCAAGGCGGGAGCUGUGUUCCUGAAGGACGCCAUGCUCUUCCACGGCGAGAACACGGACCACUGCAGCUUCUCCACUGUACUGUGCAAGGUCGCUGUGGCCACCUCCCAUUUCGCCACCAUGACCAACUUCAGCUGGCUGUUGGCAGAAGCUGUCUACCUGACCUGCCUCUUGGCUUCCACGUCGCCCAGCAUGAGGAGAGCCUUCUGGUGGCUGGUCCUCGCUGGCUGGGGGCUUCCUCUGCUCUUCACUGUCACGUGGGUGGGUUGCAAGUUGGCCUUCGAGGACGUUGCGUGCUGGGACCUGGACAACAGCUCCCCCUACUGGUGGAUCAUCAAAGGGCCCAUCGUCCUCUCUGUUGGGGUAAACUUUGGGCUUUUUCUCAAUAUCGUUCGCAUCCUGCUGAGGAAACUGGAGCCAGCUCAGGGCAGCCUCCACACCCAGUCUCAGUACUGGCGUCUCUCCAAGUCAACUCUUCUCCUGAUCCCCCUGUUUGGAAUUCACUAUAUCAUCUUCAACUUCCUGCCUGAUAGCGCGGGCCUGGGCGUUCGCCUCCCACUGGAGCUGGGACUGGGCUCCUUUCAGGGCUUCAUCGUGGCCAUCCUGUAUUGCUUCCUCAACCAAGAGGUGAGGACUGAGAUCUCACGGAGAUGGCACGGCCAUGACCCCGAGCUUCUGCCAGCCCGGAGGACCCGUGCCAAGUGGACACUGCCUUCCCGCUCGAGGGCCAAGGUGCUGACGUCUGUGUGCUAGGCUGGUCACAUCAGGCGACUGAGGUCCACACCUGAACUUGGGCAGCUACGACGGGUCCACCACCCUCCAGGGGAGUGGGACCAGCGUCCCCUGGGAGCCGUCAGUUCAUGCCUCCACCCAAGGGGCUUCCCAGCCCUGGGCAGAGACAGCCCUUCUUCCCUGUACUGUCCCUGAUUC
This is a messenger RNA of Rhinolophus ferrumequinum (greater horseshoe bat), 1497 nucleotides long. It is a transcript of the gene GHRHR, whose product is annotated as growth hormone releasing hormone receptor. The record is from RefSeq and is a predicted model, not a curated record. Gene Ontology annotation, molecular function: growth factor binding; growth hormone-releasing hormone receptor activity; peptide hormone binding. Lineage: Eukaryota; Metazoa; Chordata; Mammalia; Chiroptera; Rhinolophidae. Gene Ontology annotation, biological process: positive regulation of cell population proliferation; adenylate cyclase-activating G protein-coupled receptor signaling pathway; cell surface receptor signaling pathway. The transcript is spliced from 13 exons. Gene Ontology annotation, cellular component: plasma membrane. The coding region runs from base 43 to 1320 and encodes 425 amino acids.